CCUAGCUUAAAAGGUAAACAAAUGUCUGGCUAAGCUAGUAGCAUUUUGAAAUGUUCACAAAAAAUGGAGUUAAAGUGAUGAAGAUGCAACAUUAUUAUAUUGGACGUGUAUAAAGCUGUACUCAAGCAAAGCAGAUAGCAAGUUUUGAAUGAGUUGUUCUAGCAACUCUUGCUACGUAGACCUGAUAACGUUUAGCUAGUUUGACUAUUUAAGAUGGAGCAGAAGCUUGCAGAGUUCAGAGCUCGGCGACAGGCAGAAAAUGCUGUUAAAAUGGAUCAGAGUGCUGGAACACAGCCCGGAGUGCCUACAGACACAGCUGCUCAAUCUGAUACAACACCAAUACCUGAUCGUCAAAGGCUAGAGGAGCCCGAAAACCGCCGAGCUUCAACGCGGAGCUCCCAAAGCAAGGACCUUAGCAACUGGCUGCUGGACAGCGCUCUGGGGAGGUGGCUGACUUCAAGGCAGUUUGUCAUCUCAAACCUCAUGUUGCUCAAAGUGCUGCUGUGGUUGGUACUGUUUGGUCUUUUUGUUGAACUGGAGUUCGGCCUGCCUUUCUUCGUCAUCUCCCUCUUUUACUGGAUGUAUGAAGGACUUCGUAGCCCAGCAGCCCGGGAGCCUGGUGAAAUGAGUGCUUAUUCUGUGUUCAAUCCAGAUUGUCAACCUCUGCUGGGCUCUCUCACUGCAGAGCAGCUGGAGGGAGAGAUGGGUUACAGACCUCUGACUAACAGAUGACAUGCUUAUGAUUUGCAUAUUUAUAACAGAAUAAUGGUUUUUUUUCUUUAUACUUUUCAAGAUUUGAAUUUAAUAAUUUACAACAAUAUAAAAAUGGUACACUCAGUUUACUACUGUACGUUUGUAUAACAUAAAAUUGAGAUUGUCUAUUUACAGCUUUGUCUGUGUUUCUACUUCCCUUCUGAAGCAGCUUGUGGGACACUUAACUCAUGUAAGGCUACACCUUUCACAGUGUCUUUUAACAUUCACCUCUACUUUCCAUUUUCAUUUACUGAUCAAUGUGGGAUUGAUGGAAAAUGUGGGACUGGUGUUUACGAAUGUGAAUGAGAAGACAACCGUUCAUUGUAAUUCACAUACACACAGAUAAAUGGAAGGCUGCUUAUAAUUUUUAUGUGAAAAUUAUGUUUACUGUUUGGUAAAUGUAAUGCUUUCACAAUUUAAUAAAGCAUUUUGAAGUCUAGCAGUAA
Molecule: messenger RNA, 1199 nt
Organism: Monopterus albus (swamp eel)
Lineage: Eukaryota; Metazoa; Chordata; Actinopteri; Synbranchiformes; Synbranchidae
Gene: saysd1
Product: SAYSVFN motif domain containing 1
Exons: 2
Coding region: 214-732 (172 amino acids)
Source: RefSeq, a predicted model, not a curated record